Messenger RNA from Lineus longissimus, 1816 nucleotides. Its product is annotated as UPAR/Ly6 domain-containing protein cold-like. The transcript has 4 exons. NCBI's taxonomy places the organism in Eukaryota, Metazoa, Nemertea, Pilidiophora, Heteronemertea, Lineidae. Bases 74 to 505 code for a protein of 143 amino acids. The record is from RefSeq and is a predicted model, not a curated record.
AUGGACUCCGCCCGUUUAAGUUCCGCUUUGACCUAAAUUUUAAACCCAAUUCGAUGUCGGUUCCUCUAAAAACAUGGACAAAAUCUUAGUUUUAGGGGUGUUGUUGGCAGUGAUAUCAGGAUGUUUUGCUCUAGAGUGCUACGUGUGCAAGGAUCAGGACGGUAAUAAAGACAAAUGCGUCAAAAGUACAAUUCAGUGUGACCAACAUGAUGAUACCUGCAUGACGACCAUCAGAUACAGAGUUCCACCUUUCUGGCUCCCUAAAAGUGACAGCCGACGCCACUUUGUUUCCAAGACCUGCGUAAAACAGGAGGUCUGUGAAGAAACGAAGUAUAGUAAAAGGAAGCUUUGUAAACGAGAUUGGUAUGAUGAUUGGACAUGCGUGGAGUGUUGUCGGGGGGAUCUCUGUAACUACUAUGUCACACUCGGUUCAGGAACGGUACAAGGCAGCCUGCUCAUUACGUUGUUUACAGCUAUUACAGUUCUAGUGCGGAGUUUUCUGUGAGGAGGUGGACAAUUUUUGCAACAACAUCUGUAAAUCAAUAUGAAUUGAAGCAACUUUCAAACAAGCCAGCACUAAUGGAGAGAAAUGAGAGGGGCCGUCCUGUUUUAUUCACUGUUGGUUGUGAACCAUCAGAAUCGUGUAAAUUCUAUACAUUCCAGAAUUGUAAAUAUGUACAGUCGUAUAUUCAAUGCUUGUCCAUGAUACUAGUUUAGACUGGAAACAUUUAGGUGGGCAGAAUUGGGGAGUGGACUGUUGAGAAAGCCCUGCAGGUGGCGCCGCAAGGAGUGCACCUUUUCAAUUUACAUCAUAUGCCAUAUAUUUUAAUCUGCAUUUGAAUUGUGUAAAACUAUUAUAAUGUAGCCUAAUGCCGAGUUUUGGAAAGACGAUGUUUUAAAAUAUGGUGUAUUUGAAUUAUCAGUCCGAAAAAGAAUGUUAGAAAACAACGUUCUUUGAGAAACUGUCUUUCUGAUGGCUAAACUUGCAUAUUAGCUGGUAGGUUUCUUUCUGAAACCAUUUUUGACAGGUGUAAAAACGGCAUGCGUGGUACACGUGACAUCUAUAGCUUUGCUAAAUUCCAUACAAAAGCAAACACUUCCUCAGAGUAACUGUAACCCCCGCUUGACACUGAGUAAACCUUGGUCAAUAUGUGAAAUGGUUACAGGCUUAUAUUGCCAGGGUUGAUAUUUUUUAGUCUUCAUUAUUCAGCUUGUGCUGUCUCUUCAACAUUCCGUAGAUCAUGUUAAUGAUAUUUUCUAUCCAUCCAUUAAGUCCAUCUUGUACACAUUCCUUCCACAAUAUUCUGUAAUGUAGAAUAUCCGUCCUGUAUGGAUAUGUUCAGGUGUUGAGAGUUGUGGCUUAGGUUUUCUUCUAUAUAAAAGAAAUGAAAACCAUCAUACAUGUCACUUUGUGUCAUCUAAUUAUUGGCAGCUGAAACAAUGGCUUUAUGGAUGUUAAAACAGUAGAAGUAAAAGAUAAUGCCAAUUUUGUGUUGAUUCCAGUGUACUGAAUAGGAUACAUAGUGUCCGUAGGUUGCAACAGUACAUGUGGUUGGAGCAAUUUGAAACCAUUAUAAUCAUUCAGUCAACCCUUUUGCUAACCAAAUAGUAGGUCGAGGGAUAUUUUGACUUUCCAACAAAAAAAUGUAGAUCCCAACAUCAUGCAUCAUUCCAACCCAUUGUUUAAAUAUUCUUUUGAUAAUGAGCGCCAGAGAUGAUUAUUCAAUGAUUAAGUCCGUCGACAUUGUAAAGAUUUUUAUACACUUAUAUUACGUGUCAUUUUUAUAUAUGCAAAUAAUAUAAUCUAUAAAGUUAA